Messenger RNA from Carassius auratus (goldfish), 1381 nucleotides. RefSeq names its product cilia and flagella associated protein 68 (gene cfap68). Gene Ontology annotation, cellular component: nucleus. Bases 158 to 649 code for a protein of 163 amino acids. The transcript has 4 exons. NCBI's taxonomy places the organism in Eukaryota, Metazoa, Chordata, Actinopteri, Cypriniformes, Cyprinidae. The record is from RefSeq and is a predicted model, not a curated record. Gene Ontology annotation, biological process: flagellated sperm motility.
UUCUCAAGCGAUAAAUGAUUGCAUCUGCCUUUAUCAUCUUCAUACGACUUCAACAGAAGAUAUUCGGUUUCUAGCCGAGUUGCGUCAUGCGCAUUUCCAUGGAGACCAACGACAGCUCGAGGAUCGCGUAACUAUUACUUGGUAUUUAAGUGGCACGAUGUCCAAUAAAAGCAAGGAGUUUUCUUGGGUGACAAACGGCCCUCCUUUUCAUCACAUGCUUCGGGCGUCUGGGCAAGCUGAGGUCUGGGAUGAUUUUACCGACGAGGCGAAAUUUCGUCAGUAUGGUUGGCGAUGUUCAACGAAUGAAGACUCUUAUUCGAAUGCCACCCUCAUUGGGAACUGGUCAGAAGAGAGGUUUGACACUCGCCGUGCUGUGGCGUUACGACGCCCCCUUCCGCAUCAGUUCUCCCACUACUUUGAAACCACAUAUUAUUCCAGCUACAAGAAAGAUGUCAUUCGGCCGGUUUACACAACCCCAAAGAUAGAGUCAAGAAGCUUCCCUGGCCACCAACCAGAGCUGGACCCUCCACAAACUAAGUGUGUGCCAAACUCCUGCUACAGACUGGACUUUAAAGGCCUUCAACAUAGAGAAGAAAUAGUGAGGGAGACUACAGAGCCUCAGUGCGGGAGUGUAGCAGAGACAAACUGAAGCCUUUGGCAGAGAAAUUUGGCUCCCAAAAUUAUAUUAGCUUUAGUAGCCUUUAACUGACUUCUGUGAGUGAACCAUUGUCAAAUAUUGAUAAAAAAUAUUCUUAUGUUUUGCUCAAGCAAGUGUCUAUUUUUUAAUCAUGCAUACAGUGGAAAGAAAACGUCCAGGUAAGAUUAUUAUAGUUCUCUAUUUCAAUUAUAUUGUGGUUUACUGCAUUAGCCUCCUCGUAAAAUACAUACAAAUUAGUUGUGAGAUAGUGUUGGAAAAGUUAAAAAUACUUGAGUUUAAAAUGCAGAGCAAUUCAUAAUUUCAACAUAUAUUUUGUAUGCAGACUAAAUAUCUGUCAGACCAUUGAUUUCCCUAAUAUUUGAACAUUUUGAGUUACGCUAUGCAGUAAAAUAAAAUAAAAAUAAAGUCACACUGGUUUCGAAUGGAUGAAGUAUUUAUUGAUAAUUAUUUAAUGACGUUAAUAAGUUAAUCCAGCGCUUCAGCUGUGAUUAAUGAGGAAUGUAAGCAUUGAACAGUGCAAAGCCAUGUUCUCACUUGCACCUCCUAGUGGGGUGAUGCAGUAGUUCAGGCCUUUGUUUUAGUGGAGUGACAUACAGAUAAUAAUGAAAUAAGGAUAUUUUUCCUACAACCUGCUUAUGUUUCUUUUCCAUAUCAAAAAGAAAAAAAAACCGUGUGAGUGAUUUAGUUUGAUAUUAGCAGCUUGUUGAAUAAGUGAGCCAUUGC